CUCUCUGCCCUCUCAUUCGGCGUUUUUUCUGUGGACGACGUUCUCCUGUGGCAAAAAUCUCCAGCAGUCAACGACUUCAUAGCUCAGCUACUGGGAAAGGCAAUUGCAGCUAAUUUGUAAAAUUUGGUGAUUUUGUUUGGAAGCAAGUGUUGUUUUUUUUGCAUUUCGGCGAGUCGUGUUUUGCGUAGACCGAGACCCAAUAAUUUAAACGUGUUUUUCGCGCUUCGCUUUCGAAACCAAAACCAACAGUAAAUCAAAAUGGCUGAUGUGGCUGAGCAGAAAAAUGAGACCCCUGUUGUCGAGAAGGUGCCCGCUGAGGAAGUCGAUGCCGUGAAGAAGGAUGCUGUCGUCGCUGCUGACGAAGCAGCCGUCGAGAAGCCAACAACCACAGAGAACGGUGCCGCCGAUGAGGAGAGCAGUGCCAAGGAGAACGGUGCUGCUGCCCCCGCUGCCGAUAAGGCCGAGAAAGUCGCCGCCGAUGCCGUUGAUGGCGAGAAGGCUGCUGAGACUCCUGCCGCCGAAGCUGCAGAGGAGAAGAAGAAGGACGAGGAGGCGGCAGUCGCCGGCGAUGAGGCCAAGGAGAGCAGCGAGGCAGCACCCGCUGCUGUUGAGAACGGAGCCGAGGAAGCAGCCAACGGUGACUCAACAGACGCGCCCGUCGUCGAGUCAGUGAAGCGGAAGGUGGAUGAGGCCUCCGCCAAGGCCGAUGAGGCCGUUGCCACCCCCGAGAAGAAGGCGAAGCUGGACGAGGCCAGCACAAAGGAUGAGGUUCAAAACGGUGCCGAGGCCAGCGAAGUGGCUGCCUAAAUGGUGCAUCGUAUCGUUCCCGGUCUGCACCAGCCGCCGUACACACACAUUACUCGUACAUAUAAAUUACUUACUAACACUAAAACAAGAACACACACACACACGAACACACAAAUGAACGCCCGCUCCCCCCACACGCACACCUCUGUGGGCACCGGCAAGCUUGAUAACGUUUGACACAUGUUUGAUUGGAGCGCUCGAGUGUGCUUGUGCGCGCGGGGGGUUCGGGCGCGCAAUUCUCUUUAACAAUCCUGCAAUGGGAGCGUAGUCUUAAAGCGUCCCGAUUGUCUGUCUCUCUACUAACAAAUAACCCAACAAACAAACAAAGCAACCAACAAAAAUUAAGAUGAAGAAAAUCCAUUAUCAUUUAAAAACCUUACUUAACUUAACUUAAAAAAAAGUAUAUAUAUAUAUAAAGCAAACGAUUAAGAAAGAACAAGCAAAAGUAAGAUGGCGAGACGGAACCCCUCUAUGUUUUAAGAUAAAGUUGUAAACGAAAAGCGUCAUUUAAUAAUUGUAAUAAAUACGAAGCAAAAGGAAAAUCCUCCCCAUUAUAUAAGAUCAUGUGACAAAAAAAAAGGGCAUAAGCAUAUUUUUUUCUUUUCCUAAUUCUACUGGUACGAUCCUAUAAUGUUUAUUAAUAUUUAUAUAUAUAUAUAUAUAUCAAGUUCAAAAACAAUUGCGAAAACAGCCAACUGCCACGCCCCCCGCACACAAACGCUGGCAAAAGAAAAAAAAGAACUUGAGAAAAAUUCGUAUAUAUAGAAACAAUAAAACCGGAUAAGAAAUUAAAUUUUUAUAUAGUAGCAAUCAAAACCGUUGAAACACAACAACCCCCCUCCCAAUUUUAUAUACAGAAGGGAAAUCAUGUUCCAACGAAAAAAAAUAAGAAAAAAAAGGAAAUGCUGCCGUGACUAUAUAUAAACUUCUUUUUUUUAUACGUAAUUACUAGACUAAUGGCGUGUCCAAGUCUUCUAAUGGUUCUUUUUUUUUCCAUUUGUAUUUGCGCUCAGAAAGAGGUGUUCUUCUGGGGCGUACUUAAAGCCAACCUACUAAUUUGUCCAAUUUCGAGUAACGUAACUGUCAUUGGUUUCGAGCGAACCAGUGGAAACCAGAGCAGACCAAACCAUAGACAAAACACUGAGGCAAACACGAAUUGAAAUAAUUAAAGUAAAAUGUGAAUGAGGAAAAUCUUAAUUAAAAUGUAAAAUUGCUAAAUGAAAAACCCAUUUCCACAAGCAAAUCCGUUAAGACGGGCUGAGAACAGCAUCAGACUCAGUCAAACAAAAACAUUCGAGAACAUUCAAAAAUAAAUGGAAGAGAAACAUUCAAAUA
Drosophila miranda is the source of this 2142-nucleotide messenger RNA. RefSeq names its product cytochrome c1 (gene Df31). Bases 259 to 807 code for a protein of 182 amino acids. The transcript is spliced from 3 exons. The record is from RefSeq and is a predicted model, not a curated record. NCBI's taxonomy places the organism in Eukaryota, Metazoa, Arthropoda, Insecta, Diptera, Drosophilidae.